Messenger RNA from Contarinia nasturtii (swede midge), 689 nucleotides. RefSeq lists its product as uncharacterized. The record is from RefSeq and is a predicted model, not a curated record. NCBI's taxonomy places the organism in Eukaryota, Metazoa, Arthropoda, Insecta, Diptera, Cecidomyiidae. Bases 44 to 577 code for a protein of 177 amino acids. The transcript is spliced from 2 exons.
GUAAUUCUCUUGAACUGUGAAUAAGUCGAUAAAACUCCUACGAAUGAUGAUUCGUUUUGUAUUAAUUUUAACAUUGUUGGCCACCUUGCAUGAUGUAUAUGGUCAAGAUAAACUAGUAGCACCAAUUAAACAGCCCGAUCUACCAUUAUGUACGUCGGUUUUAUGCGAUAAAAAUACUGACGACAAAUUGGAUGAUUUGAUUCAAGAUGUUGCAGAUACAUGUAAUUGUUGUUCAUGCGGAUGCAAAAGUAAAAUCCAUUUUGAUUUGUGCGCACUUUGUGAAGCAUAUCGCAACUAUGAUCCAAAAACAAAUGGAAUCUCUCAAUGUGUGAUAAACAAACUAUCAAAUCCUUGUUACACAAAAUAUUACAAUUCAUUCCUCCAAAUUUUGAAUUCUGGAUGUGGCAACAUUUGUCAAAAGAAUAAUUUCAAUAUUUAUACAUUCCUCUAUGAUGUAUGCUACGGAUGUAACGGAUGCCUUGAUGGUUGCUAUAUUCAAAACGGCUAUACAAUCUACUAUAGUCAGCCGCUUGAAGCAUCAGGAGGUGCCAAACUGACAUCAACAGUAAAAGUCUAAUCUGGAUAGUUUCAACAUCCCUUAUUGCUUCAAAUCGUACUUCAUCGCCAAAAUCUGCAUCGAAUCAAGUUUCCAAAUCAAUUUCUGUCGCAUAUCAUUUUAUACAGAUUAA